Ectocarpus sp. CCAP 1310/34 is the source of this 2938-nucleotide messenger RNA. Lineage: Eukaryota; Phaeophyceae; Ectocarpales; Ectocarpaceae. The record is from the annotation of a GenBank genome assembly.
CCGCUGACCUGCGCAGUGCGUGCCAACACCACCGGCCAUGGCCUUCAUCGCGCUUCCCAAGCUGUCCCACGGCAGCAGCAACACCGCCGGCGGUUGGUUGCCGCACGCGACGCAGCACCGAUGGCGACCACCCGCCGUGAGCAGCGGCAGCAACAGUAUCUCGUUUGUUGCCGACACAGGCAGACCACGCACGUCUCGAGCAACCGCUGCUAUCAUGAGCAUGUUAACAGAGCCAGGAGCCGCCAACGUUGCCUCCAGUAGCAGUAGCAGUGAUAGGAAUCCCUCCCCAGGAGUAGGAGGUCUUGGCGCGAUAGCGUCGACUCAACCUGCCGCAGCAACGAUGAAAAGAGAAAAGGGCAGCAGUUUCUCCAAGCGCGGAGCAGCAGGAGGACCGCGCACCGGCAGGGCGCUGCCACGCGACGGCCGGGCGAGCUUCCGCACGAAACUCGCGCUGGACAAGAUCGACGCGGUGAGGAAGGACGACUGGAAGAGAGUCCUGGUCGAGCUGGAUAAGGCGGAGCUCGCGGAGGGGAGGGCGACGACGAACAACGCAAAGGCGCCCCCCGCGGCGGUGUCGACCUAUGUGUACAGCAAGUGCAUCUCUCGCAUGGCCAAGUGCUUCCGCUGGGGCGAGGCCCUCGACAUAUUGGCGAGGAUGGCAGAGCUGGGGGCCAUGCCGAACUCGUACUGCGUGAACGCUGCGUUGGACGCGUGCGGCAAGGCCGGGCGGGUCCAGGAAGCCCUGGGCCUCAUGAGGGACGCGCGGGCAUCGGGGAUAGAGCUCGACGUUGUGAGCUACAACUGCGCUAUCCCGGCCUGCGUCACGGGGGGAAACUGGGAACUGGCCCUGAGCAUGAUUCGGGAGAUGGAGGCCGAGUACGGCAUCAAGCCGAAUCACAUCACCUACCAGGCGGCGAUAAAGGUGUGCGGGAGGUGCGGCAAGGCUGAUGAGGCGGCUAGUCUCCUGAGAGAGAUGAAGGACGGCGGCGUGCCGCUCAAGACGUCGGUGUACUCGGCGGUCUUCAACGCCUUCCGAAGGGUCGAUCACUGGCAGGCAGCGGCCUCCACGCUGCGCGAGAUCCACGACUGGCCGGUCAAGCCGAACGUCUUCAACUACAACCUCGCCAUCUGCACCUGCACCGACUGCGGGGAGUGGGAGGAGGCCCUCGACCUCCUGCACUUCAUGCGGGAGGUCGGCGGGGUGGAGCCGGACGUGGUGACGUACAACAUUGUCGUGGCUGCCUGCGGGAAGGCUGGGCAGGGGGAGAAGGCGAUCGAGAUAUUCCGUGAGAUGUCAGAGGUUGGGAUCAAGCCGGACGUGAUCAGCUUCACAACGGCGAUCUCCGCCUGCGGCAGCUGCGGUCUGUCCGAGGAGGCCCUGUCCAUCUUCCGCGAGAUGGAGAGGGCCGGCGUGCGCCCCAACAUCAUCACCCACAACGCGGUCAUGUCCGCGUGCAUCGCCGCCGGCAAGUGGGAGGAAGCCCUCGACUUUUUCACCGAAGUGGUUGACGGCAACGGUGCCGCUGACGGCGGCGGCGGUGGUCCUCCGCGUGAUCCGGUAGAAGUGGCCGAUGCGUGCAGCUACAACACGGCCCUAUCGGCGUGCGAGGUGGGCGAGCAGUGGGAGCGGGCGUUGUCUUUGUUGCGCGAAAUGCCCAAACGCGGCGUCCAGCCCGUUGUAAUCAGCUACAACACGGUCAUCUCGGCUUGCGGCAAGUGCGGAGAGGGAGACCAGGCGCUAGCCCUCCUCCGGGAGAUGCCAGAGAAGGGCCUCAAACCCGACGUCAUCACCUUCAACUCGGCCAUCGCGGCCCUGAGCAACAGCGGGCGGCCAGACGACGCGGUCCGCCUCAUGAGGGAGAUGCCCCGCGCGGGCGUCGCCGCCGACGCCAUCACCUACUCUUCCGCCCUGACCGGCCUCGCACACGCCGGCCGCUGGGAGCAGGCGCUGUCCCUCCUGAGGGAGAUGCAGGGCUCCGGAGUGAGCCCCACGGUGAUCUGCUACACGGCGGCGAUACGGGCCUGCGGGGAGGCUGGCAAGGGGGACGAGGCGCUGUUGCUGCUGAGGGAGAUGCCGACGGCGGGGGUGACCCCCAAUUUGUUCUCGUACUCGGCUACGAUAUCGGCCUGUGGGAAGGACGGGCGGUGGGAGCAAGGGCUGGCCCUUCUGAACGAGAUGCCCGCUCUAGGGCUGACGCCGAACGAGUUCUGCUACACGGCCGCUAUCACGGGGUGCGGGAUCGGGGGGCAGUGGGAGCGGGCCGUGGCCACCUUCAGGUCCAUGAUCGCUAGCGGCAUCCAGCCCACCGUGGUGGGGUACACCUCGGCGGUGUCGGCGCUGGCGCACUGCGGGGAGGUGGAUCUCGCCCUCGAGCUGCUGCGCGAGAUGAAGGAAGAGGCCGGCAUCGAACCUAACGAACAGACGUACGCGGCCGUAAUCCUGGCGUGCGGAAAUGGGGGGCAGGGGCACCUGGUGGCCCAAAUCCAGCGCGACAUGGCGAGCGCCGGUAUUACCCCGAGACUCACGGGGUAUCUCUCGGCGAUCCGCGCCUCCGGAGAGUGCGGGAACUGGAGCGAGGCCACGUCUCUGCUGGGGGAGAUGGAGGCGGCGGGGGUUCCCCCCACGGUGUCGUGCUACAACGCGGCCAUAACGGCGUGCGGCAAGAGCGGAAAGUGGCAGGAAGCGCUGGACCUGCUGGACGAGAUGCCUGGGAAGGGGCUAGUGCGCGACUCGGGCACGCUGUCCGCGGCAAUAUCGGCGUGCCAGAAGGCCGGAAGGGGGGUGAAGGCGGCGGGGCUGGUGGAGGAGAUGCUGGAGAUGGCCAAGGACAAGGGGGGCGAGAGGGGGGCGCUGGAGGGAGCGGGUGCGGCCGUAACAACUAUGCCAGGAGCCAGCCCCAGCUUUGUCCAAAACAUCUCGACAACCAACCUCCCCUAA